Cylicocyclus nassatus is the source of this 693-nucleotide messenger RNA. NCBI's taxonomy places the organism in Eukaryota, Metazoa, Nematoda, Chromadorea, Rhabditida, Strongylidae. The record is from the annotation of a GenBank genome assembly.
AUGUCCAAGGAGAAUGAUACGAUCAAGGGCGAUUCUCACGUUGCACCGCCGAAGGUAAAGCCAGAUGAAAAAGUUGCUGUGAAUGCUGCCGAAAAAGUGGGAGAAGAAGCCGAGGGCAAAAUCAAGUUCCUCUGUUGGAAACUUCACAAAAAAACCAGAUUCAGGAAACAACUGUUACCUAUGGAACCGUUAUGCUGCUUGUCUUCUGCUAUAAUAAGAGAGGGAGCCGGAUCCGCCGCGUUUUUGGAGUUCUGCGGCGCUCUCAUCACUACUGCGGUAAUUUACUUGCACGUGUGGAAGAAACACUUCGAAUUGUGGGCUCCACUACCAAGACAUUCCAUCAAAGAGUUCUUUUUACAUCCAGCGUUCUAUCACAUCAUUUGCGUACACAAUGCUAUUCUGGCAUUGAGUAUAUUGUUCCUGGCACUAGCUUUGUGUACAUUCAGCAAGAGUCUGAUGACCAUCAAGUACUACUACUGCCAUGUUUCCUUGAUUCUGCAUCUCCUCGCAUUGCUAUUCUCGUUAUAUGUGCUAUGCACACCUGGAACUAUCAAAUGGACUUACACCGCCGCUGCGCUCGUCUUUUGUUUUUCUGCCCAGAUAGUGCUGGAGUUGUGGGCUAUUGCAGUCAUUGGUGCUUGCAAGGAUUUCUUCAAAAUGGUUGAUACUUUUUCUUCUAUGGCGGGUGUUUGA